Molecule: messenger RNA, 2103 nt
Organism: Ornithodoros turicata
Lineage: Eukaryota; Metazoa; Arthropoda; Arachnida; Ixodida; Argasidae
Product: potassium/sodium hyperpolarization-activated cyclic nucleotide-gated channel 1-like
Exons: 9
Coding region: 171-1937 (588 amino acids)
Biological process (GO): regulation of membrane depolarization; sodium ion transmembrane transport; potassium ion transmembrane transport
Cellular component (GO): membrane; HCN channel complex
Molecular function (GO): voltage-gated potassium channel activity
Source: RefSeq, a predicted model, not a curated record
AGAAGAAGAAGAAGAGGCAGCAGUAGUAGACGUCACUAUAUGGUGCACGUCACGAUCGAACGCCAUUCCUAGAAGAAGCUUUACGUGGCAACUCGUCUUCGGGCUCUCUCUUAACCAUUCUCAACUGCUAUCCGUUCCUGACCUCCCACUACUUAUUUUACCAAAUAACCAUGCGUCAUUCCCAGAUGAGCUUACCUUCGCGGCAUUCGGCGCUUUCUACCCAUUCUGUCGCGGCUGCAGUUACAGGCAAAAGGGCUUCUAUCAAGGGCCCUACGCUGGACGACAUGGCUGAUAUGCUGCGCCCGGACACUGUGCUGGCUCGGCCACCGGUCAGCAUGUUCCUCAAAUAUGGCAUCGACAAUCCUGUUUUCGACCAGACUGUGACGCCUCCAGAGUUCGUGAACGACUUGACCUAUACCACGACCGUAAACUUGGUGCUGAAGGACCAGUUGCGAGCUUUCUUGCUGCCAAGCAAGGCGAAACGAACGGCGACAUUGCUGCAGGAUGCAGAGAUGCAAACCAUGUCUGCCGAGACACUUCGCAAGAAAAAGCAGAAGUGGGUCAUCGAUCCAAAGGGCAGCUUCAGGAUCUUGUGGGACGGAUGCAUUCUAAUAUUGGUGAUUCUCAAUAUGUUCCUCAUCCCGCUGGACGUGGCCUACUUCAGCAGUGCCAGCGAUGAACCCCUAGAGUGGACAGCAUUCAACCUCAUGUCGGAUGCCGUCUUCCUCGUUGACAUCGUCUUUAACUUCAGGACGGGCGUGUUCACUGAUGAUUGCUACCAGGAGGUGAACAUGGAUCCGAAGUUCAUCACGUGGCACUAUCUGAAAGGCUGGUUCUUCGUGGACCUCGUGAGCAGCAUUCCUCUCGACUAUGUCUCUCUCCUUAUCUCCGAACGUGUUUACGUGCUACGCGUCGUCCAUCUCACGAAGUUCCUGGCGUUGCUGAAGCUGUUCCGCCUCUCAAGACUCGUGCGCUAUCUCAUUCAUGUGGAAGAGAACUUUUUCUUCUUUUCCAGGGGCGUGUACCUCCGCAUGUGCAACACUAUGGGCAUGAUACUCUUGAUCGCCCACUGGAAUGCUUGCCUGCAGUUCUUCGUGCCACGAUUACAGGGCUUUCCAGACGACUCCUGGACAGCAGACCUUCAUAUUCAGAACGCCUCCUGGUUCGCGCAGUACUCCUGGUCUUUCUUCAACGCUCUGUCCCAAAUGCUGUGCGCGGGCUACGGAGGCAGUACGCCACGAAAUUUGACAGACAUGUGGCUUACUAACGUAGGCAUAGCGUCGGGGGCCAUCAGCUAUGCUCUCUUACUGGGACACGUAGCCAACAUGAUCCAGGCCAUGGACCAUACUAAGGCGCUCCACAGAGAAAAGAUGAAUGAAGUAGAAGAUUACAUGACCUACCAGAACUUCCCCAGAAGGCUGAAGAACCGUAUGCGAGACUACUUUGAGAACCGGUACCAUGGUCGCGUGUUUGACGAGGAGAGCAUACUCGACGCACUCUCCGAUCCCUUGCGGGAGGAGGUUCUCCGUUACAACUGUCGUGUCAUGGUGCGUUCUGUACCGUUCCUGGCCAAUGGCGACCCUGAUUUCGUGGCCGAUCUGGUGGCCGUAUUGAAGCAGGAGUUCUACCAGCCGGGCGAUGUAAUCGUCAAGCAGGGGGCCAUCGGCUCUAAAAUGUUCUUCAUACAAUCCGGAAAAGUGAGCAUCGUCCUUGACGACGGAGACGUUCUAGGCAUCGUUUCUGAGGGAGCGUAUUUCGGAGAGCUGUGCCUCAUUCGGCGGACCAAGCGACAGGCGAACGCGAUUGCACAGACGUACUGCAACAUAUUUACGUUGUCGACGGACAACUUCAAUGAACUACUCGAGAAGUAUCCAGCAGUCCGUAUUGCAGUGGACGCCAUUGCUGAAGAAUAUUUUCCUGACGAGAAGGAAGUUUGAUUAUGUAAACAGUCCUCUUUAUGGGACUCAGCUGCACCUCACACGUUAUUGCUCUUGGGUAUAAGCGCUGAAGUCUGCAUGAAACAUGUAUGGCUAUGCGAAUAAUGACGUUCUCAAGUGUGGGUAAUUGUGCAAAGGAUGAAUAAAAGUAGAAAUUUAAUUCCCA